Messenger RNA from Anguilla rostrata (American eel), 4097 nucleotides. RefSeq names its product Structural maintenance of chromosomes protein 6-like (gene smc6). The coding region runs from base 175 to 3459 and encodes 1094 amino acids. The record is from RefSeq and is a predicted model, not a curated record. Gene Ontology annotation, biological process: double-strand break repair via homologous recombination. The transcript has 27 exons. Gene Ontology annotation, cellular component: site of double-strand break; Smc5-Smc6 complex; nucleus. Lineage: Eukaryota; Metazoa; Chordata; Actinopteri; Anguilliformes; Anguillidae. Gene Ontology annotation, molecular function: single-stranded DNA binding; damaged DNA binding.
ACUCAGAUCCGGGGGCUUGUUUAAUUCUCUCCCGCCUUCACUCAGCUUCAGUCAACCCGUCCUGAAUAAAGCAGGUCACUAGGCGUCCCUGUUUUGAAGUUACCCGCGGAAUCUGCCGUCCAAGGUGGAUAGAAGAUUGUUGUAGCGGCAGUGCUUCGGAAAACUUUUUCAGAGAUGUCUAAAAGGAAACAUAGGUCCUCAGAUGAGAGUAAUCACAAAAGAGCCAGGUCUGAACAAGUGGACGAUGAUUCAGAGGAUGAGGAGGAAAUGGUUGGACCAAGUCAAGCCACCCUCACGACAGCCCCUUCAGUAAAGACCUGUGGGGAAGUGGGGUUAGUUGAAAGCAUUUCCCUGAGAAACUUCAUGUGUCACUCUUUGCUGGGGCCUUUUUCUUUUGGAGACAAUGUAAAUUUUGUCAUUGGAAACAAUGGAAGUGGAAAGAGUGCAAUUCUCACAGCUCUCAUCGUUGGACUGGGAGGAAAAGCAACAACAACAAACAGGGGGUCCUCUGUGAAAGGAUUUGUGAAGGAAGGAGAAAGCUCAGCAGAUGUCUGCAUUAAAUUACGCAACCGAGGGCAAGAUGCGUAUAAGCCUGAGGUGUUUGGCCCAUCCAUUAACGUGGAGCUCAGGAUUUCCAGUGAAGGGCUGCGAACGUAUAAGCUUAAGAGCAAAACAGGCCAGGUUGUGUCCACGAAAAAGGAGGAGCUUGUUUCAAUUCUUGAUCACUUCAAUAUUCAGGUGGAUAAUCCAGUGUCCAUAUUGACUCAAGAAAUGAGUAAGCAUUUUUUGCACUCUAAAGGAGAAGGAGAUAAAUACAAGUUCUUCAUGAAAGCAACGCAGCUGGAGCAAAUGAAAGAAGAUUACACCUACAUUAUGAAGACAAAGACUGUCACCAAGAAUACGAUUGAGAAGCAUGAAGAGUGCUUGGAAGUCUUGAAACGGAAGUUUCUGGAAAAAGAAGACAAGUACAAAAGUCUGGCUUCCCUGGAUGAGAUGCAUGCCAAACUACAGGAACUGAAAAACCAGAUGGCAUGGGCUUUGGUGGCUGAAAUGAAAAAAGAAGUGAAACCACUGAGGGAGCGAAUCACUGGAGAAGAGAAGGGUACCAUCAAAUAUGACCAGAAAGUAGAGGAGUGGAAGGCUAAAGUGGUGGAGGCAGAGCAGAAGUACAAGCAGAUCCAUGAUCAGCUGGAGAGCAUCUCUGAGCGUGUGCAGCAGCUGCAGCCACAGUGCAUAGAGCUUAAGAGCCAGGCACAGGAGUGUAGCAAAGCAUACAAAGCAGCCGAGACCAGUGUCCAUCGCAUCAAGACCAAUUUGAGAGACCUGGAGAAGGACAAAGAACAGCUCACGAAGCGGAUCAGUGAACUCAAGCACAGUAUCAGCCAGUCCAGGGCCGCAGACACCCAGGAGCGGGUGGAGAGGAUCAGCAGGCUGCAGGCGGAGCUGGAGGCUCUGAACCACCAGGACUCCACCCUCAACCAGCAAAUCGACCAGUUCCAGCAGGUGGUGGCCAGACGCCGAGAGGAGCUGGCCAGGAUUGAGCGGGAAAAGCAGGAACUGUCCAGUUCCAUGGACCUCAAGCGGCGCGCGUUGAAGAGCAUGCAGGCUAGUAGGACUGACAGAAUCAGGCGCUUCGGAGACCAAAUGCCCAACCUGCUGGCUGCCAUCGAUGAGGCCUACGGGAGGGGCCAGUUCAAAAAGAAGCCCGUCGGGCCGCUGGGCUACUGCAUCCGCCUGAAUGACCCGGAGCUGGCCGUGGCUGUGGAGAGCUGUCUAAAGGGACUGAUGAUGGCCUUCUGCUGCGAUAACUACCACGACGAGAGGACCCUGCAGGGCCUCAUGUCCCGGCAUUACAACAACCUCAAGAGGCCCCAAAUCAUUGUCAGCGAAUUCUCCAACGCCAUGUAUAACAUCAGUGAGAAAGCUGUCCAACAUCCAGAAUAUCCCACUGUGCUACAGGCUCUAGAAGUCCAAGAUCCAGUGGUGGCCAACUGCCUGAUUGACAUGAGAGGGAUUGAAACAAUUUUGCUAAUUAAGAACAAUCGAGACGCCCGUCAGGUGAUGCAGCAAGGACAGCCUCCGAGAAACUGCCGAGAGGCGUUUACGAUGGAUGGAGACCAGGUGUAUGCAAACCGCUACUACUCCAGCGACCACCAGAGGGCGCCUCUUCUGAGCAGGGAUGUGGAGGAAGAGAUAAGACACCUGGAGACUGAGCUCGCGAAUGAGACAACUCAGGUGGAGCAUUUCCGGCGGCAAGUUCAGGUGGUGCAGGGCGAUAUCCAGCAGAACAAUGCCUUGCUGAAGAGAGCGCACGAGGAGAGGAAGAGGGCGCAGGACAAGUCCCGCAAACUCCGGCUGGAAAUCGGUGAUCUCCAGAACGUGGAAGAACCUCAGUCUGAAGACCUCAGACCUCUUGAGGAGGAGCUGCAAGAGAUCUGCGAGAAGAUUGUUGUGGCUCGGGGGGAGAGCGAAGCUGCCCGGCAGCGGGCAAGCCAGCUGAAGAAAACCUCGGAGGAGGCGGAGACGAAAUACCGGCAGCACAAAGACAGCAUCAGCAGCAUCACUGAAGAAGCUGACCCCAUCAAGGAUGAGCUGAGUAAAAGUGACCAAGAAGUGGAGAAAAGCAAACAUCACAAAAGGCACUACGAGGAGAAACGCAGGGCCCACAUUGACGGGAUUCAGAAGCAGAAAGCCGACCUGAACACCAAAGAGAGAGAGCUCAUGGAGGCCAUUGAGAAAGCCACAGCAAUCUGCCCUGAGCUGGAGGUAAGGAGAACGGCAAAGAGUCUGGACAAUGAGAUCAGCCGCCUGAGACAGAAGAUCAGCACGCAGCAGAAUCAGCAUGGAGACCGGGACGAGAUCCUCAGGCAGUACCAGGAGGCUCUGGAGAACUACAAGAACGUUGCAUUGCAGGUUAAGAAUCUGAAGAAGUUCACCGAACUCCUGAGCAAGAUCAUGAACGACCGACACAGAGUGUAUACAGAGUUGAGAAUGUACCUUUCCGUGCGCUGCAAGUACUACUUCGACUCUAUGCUGUCACAGCGCGGGUACACUGGGAAAAUGACCUUCGACCACAAGAACGAGACUCUGGCCAUCUCAGUGCAGCCAGGAGAGGGCGACAAAGCAGCCCUUAAUGACAUGCGAUCUCUGUCAGGGGGGGAGCGCUCGUUCUCCACCGUGUGUUUUGUGUUGUCGCUCUGGGCCAUUGCCGAGGCCCCCUUCCGAUGUCUGGACGAGUUUGACGUCUACAUGGAUAUGGUCAACCGGAAAAUAUCCCUCGACAUGAUGCUUAGGAUCGCCACUAACCAACGUUUCCGACAGUUCAUUUUUCUCACCCCUCAGAACACGAGCUCCCUCCCACUCAGCAGCCUGAUCCGGGUUCAUCAGCUGAAGGAUCCAGACCGCACCCAGACUGUGCUGCCCUUCGGCCAAGGGAACCGAGAGGAGGCGGAGGGAUGAGGUAGAGCACGUUCCUGUUCCCAGGCUCCGUUACCCAAUCAGCACCCUGACCAAGGGAGUCAUGCCAUUUUACGGACUAGGAGAUGCAAAGCCAAAAACGAAAAAAAUAAAGCUUGGAUAAUGAAAGAUUGUUAAAUGGCCCACAUUUUAGUUCUGUGGAAGGAUAUUUUCAUUUAGAAAAGUAAGAUGUCUCUGAGAAGAAAUGUCACAGUCACAAAACAUUUGAAUUCUUUUUCUAAUAACCAGUCAGAUUUAUACUUUUAAUAUGUUAGCUUUGUUUUAAGCUGUUUAAAUUAUUGAGUUCAAUCAGAAACUUAUUAUAAAUGGUGGGUGACUCUUUCUAUCCAGGUAAUUUUGUCAUAUUUUAGUUCCUGGGGGAGAGGAGGAUCAUCCACUUUUUUGUAGUCUGCGUGGUAUACUAAAAUUGAAUUCUUACAUAAAGUUUACAUAUGAAAAUUUUGCUGUUAAAUAUAUGUGCAAUUAUUGAUUACAAGUUUGAAGUGAAGCAAGUGUUUAUUCUGUAAUAAUUAGCAGUGUAAAACUUCCUUUUUUACUUUUGUAUGUUGAAGACAUUUUUUUUCUGUGUCCGAAAGUAAACAUUUGACUUCCUAAAAUAAAUAUACUUUUCUGCUGCUAAA